Molecule: messenger RNA, 2248 nt
Organism: Lolium rigidum
Lineage: Eukaryota; Viridiplantae; Streptophyta; Magnoliopsida; Poales; Poaceae
Product: auxin response factor 7
Exons: 14
Coding region: 18-2036 (672 amino acids)
Biological process (GO): response to hormone; regulation of DNA-templated transcription
Cellular component (GO): nucleus
Molecular function (GO): protein binding; DNA binding
Source: RefSeq, a predicted model, not a curated record
UGCGCUCGGCGGCGAGCAUGGCGAAUUGCGGCGCCCCGGGCGGCCCAGGGAGUUCUGGCGAUGCGUUGUACAGGGAGCUAUGGCAUGCUUGUGCCGGGCCAUUGGUCACCGUGCCUCGCCAAGGCGAGCGGGUUUACUACUUUCCUCAGGGUCAUAUGGAACAGCUCGAGGCGUCUACAGAUCAACAGCUUGACCAGCACAUGCCUCUGUUUAAUCUGCCAUCUAAGAUCCUGUGCAAGGUGGUCAAUGUAGAACUUAGGGCUGAAACUGAUUCGGAUGAAGUUUAUGCUCAGAUUAUGCUGCAACCAGAGGCCGAUCAAACUGAACCCACCAGCGCUGAUCCCGAGCCACAUGAACCUGAAAAGUGCAAUGCUCAUUCUUUCUGCAAGACUUUGACUGCUUCAGAUACAAGCACUCAUGGUGGAUUCUCGGUUCUUAGGAGGCAUGCUGAAGAAUGUUUGCCCCCACUGGAUAUGACUCAGAAUCCGCCAUGGCAAGAACUGGUGGCGAAAGAUCUCCAUGCAAAUGAAUGGCAUUUCCGUCACAUCUUCCGAGGACAACCUCGAAGGCAUCUGCUUACAACUGGCUGGAGUGUGUUUGUUAGCUUGAAAAGAUUGGUCGCUGGUGACGCAUUUAUCUUUUUGAGAGGUGAGAAUGGGGAUCUACGAGUCGGUGUAAGGAGGCUGAUGCGGCAACUAAACAACAUGCCAUCGUCAGUAAUAUCAAGCCACAGCAUGCACCUUGGAGUCCUGGCAACUGCGUCCCAUGCCAUCUCCACCGGAACACUCUUUUCCGUUUUUUACAAACCCAGAACAAGUCGAUCUGAGUUCGUCGUAAGUGUCAACAAGUACCUUGAAGCUAAGAAUAACAAGAUGUCUGUCGGAAUGAGAUUUAAGAUGAGAUUUGAGGGUGAUGAAGCUCCUGAAAGAAGGUUCAGUGGGACAAUUGUUGGUCUGGGGAGCAUGUCAACAUCUCCAUGGGCAGAUUCUGACUGGAGAUCACUGAAGGUCCAAUGGGACGAGCCUUCUGCUAUUCCCCGUCCAGAUAGAGUUUCACCAUGGGAACUGGAACCACUUGUUGCAACCAACCUACAGCCACCUCAGCCUCCUGCAAGAAAUAAACGUGCACGACCUCCUGCUUCACAUUCAAUUGCUCCAGAACAACCUCCAGCUUUUGGUUUGUGGAAAUCCCCGUCUGAGUCUGCACAAACAUUCUCAUUUUCUGGACUACAGCGUACUCAAGAAUUAUAUCCGUCGAGCCCAAAUUCAAUCUUCUCGUCGUCACUGAAUGUUGGAUUCAAUACAAAGAAUGAGCCGUCCAAUCUAACUAAUAGUCAUUUUUAUUGGCCAAUGCGGGACACAAGAGUCGACUCCUUCUAUGCUAGCAUCAACAAAGUUCCAUCUGCAAGGAAGCAAGAGCCUACUACUGCUGGCUGUAGAUUAUUUGGAAUUGAGAUAAGCUCUGCUGUGGAAGCAACAUCACCAGUGGUAGCUGUUUCUGGUGUUUGUCAAGAACAACCAGCUGCAUCAGUAGACGUCGAGUCCGAUCAGCUCUCACAACCAUCCCAUGUCAACAAAUCCGACGCUCCAGCAGCAAGCAGUGACCAUUCACCUUAUGAGACUCAGAGCAGGCAAGUGAGGAGCUGCACGAAGGUAAUUAUGGAAGGAAUGGCAGUUGGAAGGGCAGUGGACUUGACAAGGCUACGUGGAUAUGAAGAUCUUCACCGCAAACUAGAAGAGAUGUUUGAUAUCCACGGAGAGCUCUCUGCCAGCCUCAAGAAAUGGAAGCUUGUUUACACAGAUGAUGAAGAUGAUAUGAUGCUGGUUGGGGACGACCCUUGGAAUGAGUUCUGCAGCAUGGUAAAAAGGGUAUACAUUUACUCCUAUGAGGAGGCCAAGCAUCUGACUCCCAAGGUUAAGCUGCCGGUCAUUGGUGACACCAUCAAGCCAAGCCCGAGCAAACCAUCGUCCGAAUCUGACUUGCCGCAAAGUGACUUCGAGAACAAUUCCCAAGUUGCCGAUAACAAGGACUGCUGAAUGCUAACACAGCCCUAUCUUUUUCCUCUCUUGUUUUCGGAUGUCGCUCAUGGGGGGCCAAUGCCCAUGAUCCUUGAGACUGUUAAGAGUUAUCGGUUGGUUGCUUCGUGGACCCAGAAGACGUCAUCCACAUCUACCUUGGUUUGUGGAUCAUGCCCGUUGCUGGAUCAGUGAGGUCCCUUGCCAGCCAGGAUUGGCUGGGAAUCAGGCAA